AUGACCGAGUUAAAGAUUCAAAUACUGAGGGGGAUUAACACGUACACGGACGAUUUAAUCCCUAAAAAGAACAUAAAUUUAAACGCUAGGAGGGAAUUUAACACAAACAUCGGGGAUCUGGAUGUUGAUGAUAAAGUGCCAAACCGGUCCAGAAAUUUUGUAGUUUACGAACCUCCCAAAAGAAAUACUAUAGAUAUUGACAAAACCGAUACAAAUGAAAAGAACAAAGAAUUUAGCAUAAAUUUGGAGGGAAAUGAAGGCAAACCUGGGGAAGAUAAAAUUGGUCCGACGGUUGAUAUCGACCUUGGGUCCUUCCUUAUGGCGGAAGAGCCUAAAGACGAUAAAACUGAGCCGGUUAAAGAGAACAACGAGUAUGAAUUUGAUUUAACUGAGAAUACACUAAAUUUUGGAACAAAUGUGACUGAAAAUGAAGAUGUUGAUCCGAUUGAUAGGGCUAAAACGGAAACAGACAGUGGAGAAUCAGAUAGUGAUGAUUCUUUGGAGGAGGAAAAGGAGGAAAAGGAGAAAUUUGUUAAAAAGAAAAAACUAACAAAGGAGGACUUUACUGAUAAAUUUGAAAAAUUUAUGAAUGUGAUGAAGGAGAAGUUCGACAAAGAUGAGAUAAGGGAAAAGCAUGAGAGAAACAUGGAAAAAAUAAAAUUAGGCCUGGAAACAUUAGUAAGUAAAAUGUCAAACAAGAAAAAGGACAGUAUAGAGGCUUCAAAGACAAGGAAAAGUUCAAGUGAAAUCUCGGAUGAUUCGAGGAUUGGAAUCAGCAAGGAAAGUUUAAGUCGUUUGAAGGGUCAAAUGUUUGCAAAGGCCACCGAAGAACUUUUUACAAAUGACUUUCGAAAAAGAUGUUGUUUUAAAGUGGCGAAACGUAAAAAGAGAUAUUAA
Molecule: messenger RNA, 897 nt
Organism: Theileria parva strain Muguga
Lineage: Eukaryota; Apicomplexa; Aconoidasida; Piroplasmida; Theileriidae
Exons: 1
Coding region: 1-897 (298 amino acids)
Source: RefSeq, a predicted model, not a curated record